Messenger RNA from Aspergillus calidoustus, 1113 nucleotides. Lineage: Eukaryota; Fungi; Ascomycota; Eurotiomycetes; Eurotiales; Aspergillaceae. The record is from the annotation of a GenBank genome assembly.
AUGGCAUUCUUUGGCUGGAGCUUCGCAUGUGGUGGUGGUGCAGUUCUCGCGGCUCAGUUCAUCACAGCCCUAGGUGUCCUGAUCAACGAGACGUACAACCCAUCAAGAUGGCAAGAUAUACCUCCUGCCAUCACUUUGUUUAUGAUGAUCUUUCUCAACGCCGCCGCGCUCUUCAUCUUCAUCACCCUGCUCGCCAAGACACACCACAAGGCCUCACCGAGAACUGUGUUCUUGGAUGUUCGCAAUGAAACAGGCUGGGACUCUAAUGUGGUGGUAUUCUUCCUGUGUAUCAUGCCCGGCAUUCUGACAAUAUGCCUCUUUGACACGGCCGCCCACAUGGCGGAGGAGCUGCCGCAGCCCGAGCGCCAAGUGCCCAUUGUUAUGCUCGCAAAUGCCGGUCUCGCCGUGGUGUCUGCCCUUAUCAUGGUCAUCUCGCUUAUAUUCUGCACCACACACCCGGAGAAUCUCACCACACCGCUCGCAGGUCACCCGAUGCUCCAGAUCUGCUGGGACGCCUGGCCAAACAAAGGCUUCGUCAUUGCCAUCUGCCUGAUUUACUGGGCGACGAUCCUCAAUGCCCAUACCGGCAUGCUUGCCGGCUGCAGCAGGCUAAUUUGGUACUUCACGAAACUGGGAUCCCUGCCCUGCAAAGCAUGGUUCUCACACGUGCACCCUACCCUCCACGUCCCCACCAACGCAGUCUACUUCUCGGCGGUCCUCGCCAUCCUGUUCUCCCUCCUCGUCUUCGGCCUGACCACCGUACUAAACGGCCUAUUCGGUAGCGCGACACUCUGCUUUUCACUCUCAUACGCUCUCCCAAUCAGCUUGACACUCGUGGACCGCGCUCCAUUACCGGCGCAGCGCUACUGCAAUAUUGGUGCGUUUGGUACCGUGGUCAACACGCUCGCCCUGAUCUGGAUUGUUAUCGCCAUGACUUUCGCCUCGUUCCCGACGUAUCUCCCCGUCACGUCGGAGACCAUGAAUUAUUUGGCCCCGUGCUUCUUUGGGAUAGUCCUUGCGCUGAGCCUGGGGAAUUGGGUACUUGUGAGGGAUUCGUAUCAGCCGCCGAAGGGAUUCUUGGUUCCUGGCUUAAUUCGGUCUCAAUAUGCGUGA